This is a messenger RNA of Miscanthus lutarioriparius, 3843 nucleotides long. The record is from the annotation of a GenBank genome assembly. Lineage: Eukaryota; Viridiplantae; Streptophyta; Magnoliopsida; Poales; Poaceae.
AUGGCUGAGCUCGCAUCGGGCGCCGUAACCUCGCUGCUGGGCGUGAUCCGGAACGAGUUUCAGCUGCUAGGGCGCGUCCGGGGCGACGUGCAGUUCAUCAAGGAGGAGAUGGAGAGCAUGAACAGCUUCCUGGCACACUUGGCCAGGACGGAACCUCCCGACGGCGAGCACGACGAGCAAGUCCGGACGUGGAUGAGCCAGGUCCGCCUCCUCGCCCAGGACUGCAACAACCGCAUCGACCUCUACCUGUACCGCGGCAACCCGGAGAUCCACCGCGCCAGGGGCGGCCUCAGGCGCUACGUCUGGUGGCUUCCCUGGUUCGUGCGCAAGAUGGCCGCGCAGCACCGGGCGGCGGUCCAGCUGCGUGAGCUCAGGGACAGGGCUCGCGACGUCGGCGAGCGGAGGCUGAGGUACGGAGUGAAGGUCCCAGCAACGGCGGCACCGGCGGACCACCACCACCAGUCACCUCCUGCGACGCCAUCGCCGUCAUCAUCGGCGCAGGUGGUUGCACUUGCACCUGCUUCAGCGUCACGUGGCCAUGCCAGAGACGACGAUGAAGACGACGGCGAUGGUCACCAUCACCAGCUGGUAAUGGCAGCCACGACUGAUCAUCCUCGUCGCCGGAGAUCAGGCUGCUUCCUGCUGGAGCCUCCCACUCUGGAUGACUACUUCCAGAGGAAGCUUCGGGAGUGGAUACACAAGGUUGCUAAACAAGAGAUCAUGCUGCCGGCGUCCUUGGCCAUUGUGGCGGCACCGGAUUCACACAAGGACGCCUUCACUCUUGCACACGAAACUUUGGUUGUGCCAGGGACAUAUUACCAUCGAAGUAUCUUUGUGGACAUCCCGGCAGUGCACCAAAAGUUUGCACCGCUACGGCCCAAGGAGAUUCUUUACUACAUCCUUCGGGAGCUCCAGCAUGCCAAGCCCCAAUCCCAGACCCAGCAGCUGCAAGGCACAGGCUGUCCAGGCAAUGAGGAGGAGGAGGAGGAGCGGCAUUUGGACUGGCUAGAUGCUGGCUACACAAGACUGGAAAUAAAGGACGGAAAAAAGAGGCUGCUUGGUGAAAUCAAGACCAGUAUUGCAAGAAUGAAGGUUUACCAGAAGCUAGAAAAGAUCGAGAAAGGUAUCCGAGAGGGGCAACCGAUGAAGAAGGGCGUGGACCAGCUGGAGGACCUGAAAAAGUUAGAGCUAGAGUUACUCCUCCCGCUGCUCCUCCAGUCAGCUGCAGCUGCUGCUGUGGCUCAACAAGGCCAUGUAAGGAACAAAGUCAUGAAUAAAUUAGCAGCGUCGUAUGACAACAUUAUCAAAGAAACAGCUAACAAGCUUAAAAGGAUAAUGGAAGUAGAAGAAGGAGCAGCGGCUCAACAAGGCCAUCUUAAAAGGAUAAUGGAAGUAGAAGAAGGAGCAGCAAAAGCGCAACAGCAGACAGAACCCAUUUGUCUCGAAGAUUCCCAAUAUGAGCGCAUUCUGCUAGAUGUGUUUCCAGCGACCAGCAAUAGCAAGCCUCUGCAGACCAAAGAAGCCACAAAGACUACAGCAAAAACACUGGGGGAGCAUCAAAUCAAGCAGAUGAUCCAUGAGGCUAAACAAGAAAUCUUACAAGAGCUUCAGGAAGGCAAAUCUGACAAGAAUCAAGCAACAAGUGAACGGAGUAAUCUGGGUCAAAUUCCAGAAUAUGAGGUUGAAGAAAUCAUGCACAAGAUCGAAAGCAUCAACGUGGAGCUUAAAAAGCAGAUGCAGAUACAAGGCAUCGUGAACAGGAUUAAAGAUCACUUGAAGGACAAAACACCCCUAAUUAUCCUCAAAAUUGAUGAUCACGAGAUGGAUGGAUCCAAAUGGAAGGAGACCAGAAAUGCUUUGAACCUCUUACAAUGUGAUGCUGAUGCAUUGAUCAUCACCAACACAAAGAACACCCAGCAAGCUAAAGAAUAUUGCUAUCCACAGCAGGAACCCAUAUACUAUACUCUUGCUGGCCUCUAUCAGGAUACAGUGCUCAAGCUUACAAGCCAGCAGAAAGAUGGAGACUAUUGCAAGAAAAGCCAGGUUUCACCAAAAUCAUUGGAACGUGUUGCUAAGAAGAUGUUCAAGUUCUCAUACAACGACAUGCCUAAAGAACACAGGUCCUGCUUAUUGUAUCUUGCUAUCUUCCCUCAAGGUCACAAAAUCAGGCGGUCAACCUUGAUAGGACGGUGGGUCGUGGAGGGGUUGAUAACUAAGGAAGAUUGGCCCACUUCAGUCCAUCAAGCUGAGCGAUGUUUUGACAUGCUCAUUGACCGGUGGCUUCUUUACCCCGGUGAUAUUAGUGCUUCAGGCAAGGUCAAGAGCUGCAUGGUAGGUGAUCUAGUUCACGGAUUCAUUACCAAGAUUGCCAGGAAACAACACAUUGUGGAGACACGCUUGUCACAUCACUUGGCUCGUCACUUCUCCAUUUUCAAUGAUAUUGAACUCCGAGGUUCUGAUAAAAUCGAGACUUUCUUGCAAAGUAUCUCUAAAUCAUCUAAAUGGUCCAUGCUCAAGAAAAUCAACGACCUCCACGAAUUGGAGGUAUUGGAUAUUCGACAGACGAUGGUGCCUGCAUUUGAAACAAAAAAUCUCAUGCUCCUUAAGCUGAAGCGUUUACUAGCUGCUAACAAUGGUUCUGGUGUACGGAUUCCUCACAAGAUCGGAAAAAUGGUAAAUGUGGAAGUAUUGUCUAAUGUCAAGGCUUCACUGAUUGGCACUGGCAGAGACUUGGUUGACAUUGGAAAGCCAUGGAAGCUGCAGAAGCUCGGUAUUGUUGUUGAAGACAAGAACCGUCACCUAAGGAAUUUGCUUCGAGCAAUCAGUGACCUGCAUGAGAGCCUCCUGUCUUUAUCAAUCACUUUUCACACAACCGGAUAUGAGGGCACUCCUUCCAGUGAAGAGUUACCAGCCUCUCUCCUGAGAUACCCUCCUAAGCUUCUCGAGAGCCUAAGUGUCAGUGGAACCACACAAAAGGGGCGGCUGCUUCCAUUGUUGGCCAAAGAUCAUCAUCAUCAACUUGCCAAGGUUACUCUAAGUAGCACCUCGCUGAACCAGGAAGAUCUUAAGGUCCUUGCUAAACUGACGGUGUUACUCUGUCUCAAGCUUGAAAAGAUUGAUUGCACUGAGAGCGUGCUCACCUUCAAGAAGAAUGAAUUCCAAAAGCUCAAUUACUUUCUUCUUCAGGGCUCCAGCCUGACAGAAAUCAUGUUCGAGGAAGGAGCAACUACUGAGCUCAAGAAGAUCAUUUUGUCUUCGACCAACAUAGAGCGUGUUUCUGGUGUUGAAGGCCUUCCAAAACUGGAGGAGCUUGAGUUCAGCAAUAAUACAAGCAGCAGUUUGCUUUCAUCAAUUGACAAUGCUGAACAAAUAACCAAGCUGACUCUUCGUGGUACAUUGCUGGAGCAAGCCAAUCUACGUAUCCUCGCCAAGAAACCAAAUGUGCGCAGCCUAGAGCUCUUGGACACACGUUGUGGAAGUCAGCUUACUUUCAACGAAAAUGAGUUCCAGAAGCUCAACACUCUUAUUGUCAACUGCUCUGAUAUCACAGAGAUCAACUUCACUACAAGAUCAGCUCUUUCUCUCCAGAAGAUUGUGUGGACCUUCACCAACAUGCAGUCUCUCUCUGGCAUUAACAACCUUCCAAAACUGAAGGAGCUUGAAUUCAACGGGGGCCCUGUCCGUUUUGAGGUGGAAGAAGCCAUUAACAAACUUAAGGAAAGACCUGGUUUUGACUUUAAACACAACAAACCAAAAAAUCAGGAACAAGAGAAAGGAGAUGCAAUAGCAGAAGAUGAAGAUGAUGAUGCAAGGUUCCCGUUCUGCUGGAAGAAAAAGGUCUGA